CCGGUCGGUAACAUUAUUUUCCUAGUGUGCAUCUCUGAAGCUAGCUAGCAGCACAGUAGCCGCUAAACAUGGCUACUGUUCUCCCACCCAGACCUUGCGAUAGCAACCCUGCAACCCCGGGAGUUCAGUCUGUAAAGGUAAACUUGGCAAAGAUAUCGGACUGGAAAUACUACUAUACACAUUGCUGGCCACAUACAUAUUAAUAAUGUGUUGAAGACACAACAUGCUAAGGUAGCUAACGUUAGUUAGCUGACAACACAACUCCUUUGUUUUAUUCAACCUACUGCCGUUUCGCUAGUUAGCUAACGUUAGAAAUACAAUUGUUAGCUAUCUAGCUAUUGGGGUUCGAUGUGUUGUAACUCUUGUGUCGUCGUUAGUUAACGACUAGAUAGUUUACGUUAUUAGCUAGCUAGCUAUCCAUAACGUUAACUACAUUUUACUUAGCUAGUCUAGCUAUCUAGGUAGGUACCUAGCUGUUUAAUACUAGUGUCAGCAUAUCAUUGUUUUUCAUUACAUCGUGUGUGUCAUUAUAAACUGGGUGGCUCGAGCCCUGAAUGCUGAUUGGCUGACAGUCGUGGUAUAUUUCAAGCAAUAAUGCAUGAGGGGGUGUGGUAUAUCAAAUCAAGUUGUAUUGGUCACACACAUAUUUAGCAGAUGUUAUUGUGGGUGUAGCAAAAUGCUUGUGUUUCUAGCUCCAACAGUGCAGUAGUAUCUAACAAUUCACAACAAUACACAAAUCUAAAAGUAAAAUAAUGGAAUUAGGAAAUAUAUAAAUAUUAUGAUGAACAAUGUUGGAGUGGCAUUGACUAAAAUACAGUAGAAUCGAAUACAGUAUAUACAGUACAUUUACAUAUUAGUCAUUUAGCAGACGCUCUUAUCCAGAGUGACUUACAGUUAGUGAGUGCAUACAUUUUCAUACUGGACCCCCAUGGGAAACGAACCCACAACCCUGGCGUUGCAAGUGCCAUGCUCUACCAACUGAGCUACAGGGGGCUCCAGUCAAAAGUUUGGACACACCUACUCAUUCAAGGGUUUUUCUUUAUUUGUACUAUUUUCCACAUUGUAGAAUAAUAGUGAAGACAUCUAAACUAUGAAAUAACACAUAUGGAAUCAUGUAGUAACCAAAAAUGAAAGCUUUGCACACUCUUGGCAAUCUCUCAACCAGCUUCACCUGGAAUGCUUUUCCAACGGUCUUGAAGGAGUUCCCACAUAUGCUGAGCACUUGUGGGCUGCUUUUCCUUCACUCUGCGGUCCAACUCAUCCCAAACCAUCUCAAUUGGGUUGAGGUCGGGUGAUUGUGGAGGCGAGGUCAUCUGAUGCAGCACUCCAUCACUCUCCUUCUUGGUCAAAUAGCACUUACACAGCCUGGAGGUGUGUUUUGGGUCAUUGUCCUGUUGAAAAACAAAUGAUAGUCCCAUUAAGUGCAAAACAGAUGGGAUGGCGUAUCGCUGCAGAAUGCUGUGGUAGCCAUGCUGGUUAAGUGUGCCUUGAAUUCUAAAUAAAUCACAGACCGUGUCACCAGCAAAGCACCCCCACACCAUCACACCACCUCCGCCGUGCUUCAUGGUGGGAACCACACAUGCGGAGAUCAUCUGUUCACCUACUCUGAGUCUCACAAAGACAAGGCGGUUGGAACCAAAAAUCUCAAAUUUGGACUCAUCAGACCAAAGGACAGAUUUCCACUAGUCUAAUGUCCAUUGCUCGUGUUUCUUGGCCCAAGCAAGUCUCUUCUUCUUAUUGGUGUGCUUUAGUAGUGGUUUCUUUGCAGCAAUUCAACCAUGAAGGCCUGAUUCACACACUCCCCUCUGAACAGUUGAUGAUGAGAUGUGUCUGUUACUUGAACUCUGUGAAGCAUUUAUUUGGGCUGCAAUUUCUGAGGCUUGUAACCCUAAUGAACUUAUCCUAUGCAGCAGAGGUAACUCCGGGUCUUCCUUUCCUGUGGCGGUCCUCAUGAGAGCCAGUUUCAUCAUAGCACUUGAUGAUUUUUGAAACUGCACUUGAAGAAACUUUCAAAGUUCUUGAAAUGUUCCGUAUUGACUGACCUUCAUGUCUUAAAGUAAUGAUGGACUGUCAUUUCUCUUUACUUAUUUGAGCUGUUCUUGCCAUAAUAUGGACUUGGUCAUUUACCAAAUAGGGCUAUCUUCUGUAUAUCACACCCCAAUCUUGUCACAACACAACUGAUUGGCUCAAACACAUUAAGAAGGAAAUAAAUUCCACUAAUUAACUUUUAACAAGGCACCUGUUAAUUGAAAUGCAUUCCAGGUGACUACCUCAUGAAGCUGGUUGGGAGAAUGCCAAGAGUGUGCACAGCUGUCAUCAAAGCAAAGGGUGGCUACUUUGAAAAAUCUCAAAUAUAUUUUGAUUUGUUUAACAGUUUUUUGGUUACUGGAUGAUUCCAUAUGUGUUUUUUCAUAGUUUUGAUGUCUUCACUAUUCUACAAUAUAGUAAAAAUAAAGAAAAUCCCUUGAAUGUGUAGGUGUGUCCAAACCUUUGACUGGUACUGUACAUAUUAGAUGAGUACAGCAGUAUGUAAACAAUGUUAACGUGACUAGUGUUCCAUUUAUUUAAGUGGCCAUAUCUUAUGUACAGUUGAAGUCGGAAGUUUACAUACACUUAGGUUGGAGUCAUUAAAACUAGUUUUUCAACCACUCCACAAAUUUCUUGUUAACAAACUAUCGUUUUGGCAAGUCGGUUAGGACAUCCACUUUGUGCAUGACACAAGUAAUCUUUCCAACAAUUGUUUACAGACAGAUUAUUUCACUUGUAAUUCACUGUAUCAAAAUUCCAGUGGGUCAGAAGUUUACAUACACUAAGUUGACUGUGCCUUUAAACAGCUUGGGAAAUUCCUGAAAAUUAUGUCAUGGCUUUAGAAGCUUCUGAUAGACUAAUUGACAUCAUUUGAGUCAAUUGUAGGUGUACCUGUGGAUGUAUUUCAAGGCCUACCUUCAAAUUUUUGCUUGACAUCAUGGGAAAAUCAAAAGAAAUCAGCAAAAAAAUUGUAGACCUCCACAAGUCUGGUUCAUCCUUGGGAGCAAUUUCCAAACGCCUGAAGGUACCACGUUCAUCUGUACAAACAAUAGUACGCAAGUAUAAACACCAUGGGACCACGCAGCCGUCAUACCGCUCAGGAAGGAGACACGUUCUGUCUCCUUGAGAUUAACGUACUUUGGUACGAAAAGUGCAAAUCAAUCCCAGAACAACAACAAAGGACCUUGUGAAGAUGCUGGGGGAAACAGGUACAAAAGUAUCUAUAUCCACAGUAAAACAAGUCCUAUAUCGACAACCUAAAAGGCCGCUCAGCAAGGAAGAAGCCACUGCUCCAAAACCGCCAUAAAAAAGCCAGACUACGGUUUGCAACUGCACAUGGGGACAAAGAUCGUACUUUUUGGAGAAAUGUCCUCUGGUCUGAUGAAACAAAAAUAGAACUGUUUGGCACUAAUGACCAUCGUUAUGUUUGGAGGAAAAGGGGUUGGCUUGCAAGCCGAAGAACACCAUCCCAACUGUGAAGCACGGAUGUGGCAGCAUCAUGCUGUGGGGGUGCUUUGCUGCAGGAGGGUCUGGUGCACUUCACAAAAUAGAUGGCAUCUUGAGGAAGGAAAAUUAUGUGGAUAUAUUGAAUCAACAUCUCAAGACAUCAGUCAGGAAGUUAACGCUUGGUCGCAAAUGGGUCUUCCAAAUGGACUAUGACCCCAAGCAUACUUCCAAAGUUAUGGCUUUAGGUCAACAAAGUAAAGGUAUUGGAGUGGCCAUCACAAAGCCCUGACCUCAAGCCUAUAGAACAUUUGUGGGCAGAACUGAAAAAGUGUGUGCGAGCAAGGAGGCCUACAAACCUGACUCAGUUACACCAACUCUGUCAGGAGUAAUGGGCCAAAAUUCACCCAACUUAUUGUGGGAAUCUUGUGGAAGGCUACCCAAAAUGUUUGACCCAAGUUAAACAAUUUAAAGGCAAUGCUACCUAAUACUAAUUGAGUGUAUGUAAACUUCUGACCCACUGGGAAUGUGAUGAAAUAAAUAAAAGCUGAAAUAAAUCAUUCUCUCUCCUAUUAUUCUGACAUUUCAAAUUCUUAAAAUAAAGUGGUGAUCCUAACUGACCUAAGAUAGGGCAUUUUUACUAGGAUUAAAUGUCAGGAAUUGUGAAAAACUGAGUUUAAAUGUAUUUUGCUAAGGUGUAUGUAAACUUUUGACUUCAACUGUAUAUAGGGCAGCAGCCUCGAAGGUGCAGGGUUGAGUAGCCGGGUGGUUGCUGGCUAGUGAUGGCUAUUUAACAGUCUGAUGGCCUUGAGAUAGAAGCAGUUUUUCAGUCUCUCGUCCCAGCUUGGUGCAACUGUACUGACCUCGCCUUCUGGAUGAUAGCGGGGUGAACAGGCCGUGGCUCGGGUGGUUGAUUUCCUUGAUCUUUUUUACCUUCCUGUGACAUUGGGUGCUGUAGGUCUCCUGGAGGGCAGGCAGUGUGCCCCCGGUGAUGCCUUGGGCAGACCGUACCACCCUCUGGAGAGCCCUGCGGUUGUGGGCGGUGCAGUUGCCGUACCAGGCGGUGAUACAGCCCGACAGGAUGCUAUCAAUUUUGCCUUUGUAAAAGUUUCUGAGGGUCUUAGGGGCCAAGCCAAAUUUCUUCAGCCUCCUGAGUUUGAAGAGGCGCUGUUGCGCCUUCUUCACCACACUGUCUGUGUGGGUGGACCAUUUUAAGAUUGUCAGUGAUGUGUACGCAGAGGAAAUUAAAGCUUUCCACCUUCUCCGCUGCGGUCCCGUCAAUGUGGAUAGGGGCGUGCUCCCUCUGCUGUUUCCUGAAGUCCACGAUCAGCUCCUUCAUUUUGUUGACAUUGAGGGAGAGGUUAUUUUCCUGGCACCACUCCGCCAGAGCCCUCACCUCCUCCCUGUAGGCUGUCUCGUCAUUGUUGGUAAUCAGGCCUACUACUGUUGUCGUGUGCAAACUUGAUGAUUGAGUUGGAGGCGUGCGUGGGCACGCAGUCAUUGGUGAACAUGGAGUACAGGAGGGGGGACUGAGCACGCACCCUUGUGGGGCCCCUGUUUUGAGGAUCAGCGAAGUGGAGGUGUUGUUUCCUACCAUAACCACCUGGGGCCGGCCCGUCAGGAAGUCCAGGACCCAGUUGCACAGGGCGGGGUUCAGACCCAGGGCCCCGAUCUUAAUGAUGAGCUUGGAGGGUACUAUGGUGUUGAAGGCUGAGCUGUAGUCAAUGAACAGCACUCUUACAUAGGUAUUCCUCUUGUCCAGAUGGGAUAGGGCAGUGUGCAGUGCGAUGGCGAUUGCAUCGUCUUUGGAUCUAUUGGGGCGGUAAGCAAAUUGAAAUGGAUCUAGGGUGUCGGGUAAUGUAGAGGGGAUAUGAUCCUUAACUAGCCUCUCAAAGCACUUCAUGAUGACAGAGGUGAGUGCUACGGGGCGAUAGUCAUUUAGUUCAGUUACCUUUGCUUUCUUGGGUACAGGAACAAUGGUGGCCAUCUUGAAGCAUGUGGGAACAGCAGACUUGGAAAGGGAGAGUUUGAAUAUGUCCGUAAACACUCCAGCCAGCUGGUCUGCGCAUGUUCUGAGGACGUGGCUAGGAAUGCUGUCUGGGCCGGCAGCCUUGCGAGGGUUAACACGCUUAAAUGUCUUACUCAUGUCGGCCACGGAGAACGAGAGCCCACAGUCCUUGGGAGCGGGCUGCGUUGUUGGCACUGUGUUAACCUCAAAGCGGACGAAGAAGGUUUUUAGCUUGUUUGGGAGCAAGACGUCGGUGUCCGUUACGUGGCUUGUUUUCCCUUUGUAGUCCGUGAUUGUCUGUAGACCCUGCCACAUAUGUCUCGUGUCUGAGCCGUUGAAUUGCGACUCCACUUUGUUUCUGUACUGACGUUUUGCCUGUUUUGAUUGCCUUACGGAGUUAAUAACUACACUGUUUGUAUUCUGCCAUAUUCCCAGUCACCUUGCCAUGGUUAAAUGUGGUGGUUCGCGCUUUCAGUUUAUACCACAAACCCCCGAGUUGCCUUAUUGCUAUUAUAAACUGGUUACCAAUGUAAUUAGAACAGUAAAAAUUAUAUAUUUGUCAUACCCCUGUCAGCCAAUCAGCAAUCAGGGCUCGAACCACCCAGUUUAUAACAGACCGUAUACCACGAGUAUGACAAAACAUUUAUUUUUACUACUCUAAUUACUUUGGUAACAAGUUUAUAAUAGCAAUAAGGCACCUCGGGGGUUUGUGGUAUAUGGCCAAUAUACCACAACUAAGGGCUGUAUCCAGACACUCCGCGUUGCGUCAUGCAUAAGAACAUCCCUUAGCCGUGGUAUAUUGGCCAUAUACCACCCCUCCUCCGACCAUAGUCCAAAUCAAAUGCUCUCUGUUUUGCCUCUAGGCAUGCCUAAUAAAUCAGACUGUGAUAACAAUUCAUGGUAUACAUUCUGAAACAAAACACUGCAAAAACUUGAAAAGUUUCCUUACAAUCCAGAAUGUUGAAUACAAGUACAUUUGAACUUGGUACCAGUUGGUUGAAAUUAGAGACAAAAUAUCCACAGGAAAGUAUUAUUUACCCAACUUUGUGCUCUGGCACAUGCGCAAAACCAUGUAAACACCUGCAAGACUUCGGUUAGUAUGCAUGUAUCGCGUGCGUGUACUUCCAUCUUGUGCACAUGCCUUGGGUCAUGUGCACAAGACGGAAGUAAACAAAUCUUGAUUGCCACAUAGACUCGCGUUUUGAAGUCGUUUAAUAAAUAUUUCCUGUGGAUAUUUUUGUCUUACAUUUUGACCAGCUGAAUGACCAACCCCAUGGACAAUCGGCAGAGUAAGUUCAAAUAUAAUUGUAUUCAACAUUCGUGACAGACAAUGGAUGUUUAUGUAAAUGCAUGCCUAUGCUAUACAUAAUGGAAGGCAUUGCCACAAUCGGGAAUAGGGCUACCUCUAAGUCAGCUUAAUCUAGUGAGAGGGGAACGGUGCUUAAUGGAUCUACACAACAGAGGAAAUUAACUAACCCCUUGAGAUCUGAAAACGUCCAACAAACUUUCAUUUAGGAGAGAACUAUUAACUUUAACAAGUAGUAAUAGUUCAGGUGUUUUGUGUAUCCUAACUGUAUGGGCUAUCCUUUUAGGAUGACAUCGAGGAAGUGUCCAAUGAUGGCAGUCAAGCUCCAAAAAGACGGCGCAUGGGUUCAGGCGACAGUUCCAGAAGUUGCGACACCUCCAGUCAGGAACUUGGGUAUGUGGUCAGAUCAUAUCUGAAGGCGUAGAUUGAAAUAUUUUCAUCACUACUUCCUAAUAGACCACGUCCAAUCCCCAUUACAAACUCUUAGGCUGCGUUUACACAGGCAGUGCAGUUCCGAUCUUUUUUCCACUAAUUGGUCUUUUGACAAAUCAGAUCUUUUCACAUUAGAUUUGAUUGGUCAGAAAUAUCAGAAUUGGGCUGCCUGUCUAAACGCAGCCUAUGUGUCCAAUAACAUUGAGUCCCUCUUUCAAAUAGGCUUAAUACUUCUACCCUGCUCUUAACCUUUCAGUCAAAUGUGUUUCCCCAGGCCCACAUACUUCUCAGCAGAAAAUCUGACCGAGUACAGGUGGCCGUCAGACGGCAGUGGGGAGUACUAUAUGUUGCAAGAACAAGUCAGUGAAUAUCUGGGAGUCACUUCAUUCAAGCGAAAAUAUCCAGGUAAUGUGACUGAACGUUUGGCAUGUAUGGUGUAGGAGGAUCAUUGUGUGUCAAUUUAAUGAUUAGGCUAAUAGGCUAUAACGAAACUAUCUGUAGAUUAUACUGGUCAAUCUCUAGCUAACCAUGCCUUAUUUAAAUGGUAAUAAGCCUCCAGGUUUGAUUUGUUUUUUUAUCCUCAAUAAUUGUUUUUGUAUGUAAUGUUGUCUCUGGCUAGAGCGGUCUACUACUUUGAAUUACCUAAUCAAUUCAAUCAAUUAUUCUUUUAGAUUUGGAAAGGAGAGACCUCUCCCACAAGGAGAAGCUAUAUCUGAGGGAGCAAAAUGUCAUCACAGAGACUCAGUGCACCUUGGGUGAGAACUGGAAAAACAUGGAAUUGUUGCGUAAUCACGAAGAGCUUGGAGUGCGGCAUAAACCACCAGGGCCUCAAGCCUUACCAAGAGUUGUUUUGGGGAAUUAGGCUAUUCAUGGAUACAUUCAUUAAUUGUGAAUCUCCUUUUCCAGGCCUGACUGCUUUACGAAGUGAUGAAGUCAUUGAUUUGAUGAUCAAGGAGUACCCGGGAAAACAUGCUGAGUAUUCUGUCAUCCUCCAAGAGAGGGAGCGCCAGAGGAUAACAGAAGAGUACUCUGUAAGUACUCUCAGUUCAGAGAGUAUCAUUGUUAGUACUCUCAGUUCAGAGAGUACCACUAACGUUAGUACUCUCAGUUCAGUGAGUAUCAUUAAUGUUAGUACUCUCAGUUCAGUGAGUAUCACUAAUGUUAGUACUCUCAGUUCAGUGAGUAUCACUAAUGUUAGUACUCUCAGUUCAGUGAGUAUCACUAAUGUUAGUACUCUCAGUUCAAGUUCAGUGAGUACCACUAACGUUAGUACUCUCAGUUCAGAGAGUAUCACUAACGUUAGUACUCUCAGUUCAGUGAGUAUCACUAAUGUUAGUACUCUCAGUUCAGUGAGUAUCACUAAUGUUAGUACUCUCAGUUCAGUGAGUAUCACUAAUGUUAGUACUCUCAGUUUAGUGAGUAUCACUAACGUUAGUAUGCUCAGCAACAUUGACACAUUUUAAUUGAUGCAAAGUUAGUUUUGUGUUUGCUGAUUUCUAGAUCUUGUUACAGCAGUCUUGGACUUGAGUUCCCCGAUUUGUAUAUUUUCACUCAUAGUACAUUUACAGUUGACAUGGUUAUUCAAUAUGUUGUUGGUAAGUUUUUAUUCUAUGUUUUUAUCUCCAAGAAAAUGCAGCAACAAAGGCCUCAGAAGGUUGAAGCCAGUAGAGUGCCAGAGUACAUACAGAAAGCUGCCAAGAAAGCUGCUGAGUUCAACAGUAACUUCAACAGGGAAAGGAUGGAAGAGAGAAGGGCAUAUUUUGACCUUCAGACACACGUACGUGAAUACAUUGAAUAUACACUACCGGACAAAAGUUUUAGAACACCUACUCAUUGAAGGUUUUUUCUUUAUUUUUACUAUUUUCUACACUGUGGAAUAAUAGUGAAGACAUCAAAACUAUGAAAUAACACAUGAAAUCGUGCAGUAACCAACAAAGUGUUAAACAAAUCAAAAUAUAUUUUAUAUUUGAGAUUCUUCAAAUAGCCACCCUUUGCCUUGAUGGGCUCCUGAAUGGCGCAGCGGUCUAAGGCACUGCAUCUCAGUGCUUGAGGCGUCACUAAAGACACCCUGGUUUGAUUCCAGGCUGUAUCACAACCGGCCGUGACUGGGAGUCCCAUAGGGCGGCGCACAAUUGGCCCAGCGUCGUCCGGCUUUGGCCGGUGUAGGCCGUCAUUGUAAAUAAGAAUUUGAUCUUAACUGACUUGCCUAGUUAAUAAUAAUAAUAAUAAUAAUAAUAUGCCAUUUAGCAGACGCUUUUAUCCAAAGCGACUUAGUCAUGUGUGCAUAAAUUUUUACGUAUGGGUGGUCCCGGGGAUCGAACCCACUACCCUGGUGUUACAAGCGCCAUGCUCUACCAAUUGAGCUACAGAGGACCAGUUAAAUAAAGGUACAAAUAUAUAUAUUUUUAUGAAAGCUUUGCACACUCUUGGCAUUCUCUCAACCAGCUUCACCUGGAAUGCUUUUCCAACAGUCUUGAAGGAGUUCCCACAUAUGCUGAACACUUGUUGGCUGCUUUUCCUUCACUCUGCGGUCCGACUCAUCCCAAACCAUCUCAAUUUGGUUGUGGUUGGGGGAUUGUGGAGGCCAGGUCAUCUGAUGCAGCACUCCAUCACUCUCCUUCUUGGUCAAAUAGCCCUUACACAGCCUGGAGGUGUGUUGGGUCAUUGUCCUGUUGAAAAACAAAUGAUAGUCCCAGUAAGCCCGAACCAGAUGGGAUGGCGUAUCGUUGCAGAAUGCUGUGGUAGCCAUGCUGGUGAAGUGUCCUUGAAUUCUAAAUAAAUCACAGACAUUGUCACCAGCAAAGCACCCCCACACCAUAACACCUCCUCCUCCAUGCUUACGGUGGGAAAUACACAUGCGGAGAUCCUCUGUUCACCCACACCGCGACUCACCCUCCGUUCAAGACACGGCGGUUGGAACCAAAAAUCUCCAAUUUGGACUCCAGACCAAAGGACACUUUUCCACCAGUCUAAUGUCCAUUGCUCAUGUUUCUUGGCCCAAGCAAGUCUCUUCUUUUUAUUGGUGUCCUUUAGUAGUGGUUUCUUUGCAGCAAUUUGACCAUGAAGGCCUGAUUCACACAGUCUCCUCUGAACAGUUGAUGUUGAGAUGUGUCUGUUACUUGAACUCUGUGAAACAUUUAUUUGGGCUGCAAUUUCUGAGGCUGGUAACUCUAAUGAACUUAUCCUCUGCAGCAGAGGUAAAUCUGGGUCUUCCAUUCCUGUGGCGGUCCUCUUGAGAGCCAGUUUCAUCAUAGCGCUUGAUGGUUUUUGCGACUGCACUUGAAGAAACUUUGUAAGUUCUUGAAAUUGUUAGUAUUGACUGACCUUCAUGUCUUAAAGUAAUGAUGGACUGUUGUUUCUCUUUGCUUAUUUGAGCUGUUCGUGCCAUAAUAUGGACUUGGUCUUUUACCAAAUAGGGCUAUCUUCUGUAUACCCCCUACCUUGUCACAACACAACUGAUUGGCUCAAACCAAUUAAAAAGGAAAUACAUUCCACAAAUUAACUUUUAAGAAAGCACACCUGUUAAUUGAAAUGCAUUCCAGGUGACUACCUCAUGAAGCUGGUUGAGAGAAUGCCAAGAGGGUGCAGAGCUGUCAUCAAAGAAAAGAGUGGCUAUUUGAAGAAUCUCAAAUAUAAAAUAUAUUUUGAUUUGUUUAACACUUUUUUGGUUACUACAUGAUUCCAUAUGUGUUAUUUCAUUGUUUUGAUGUCUUCACUAUUAUUCUACAAUGUAGAAAAUAGUAAAAAAUAAAGAAAAACCCUGGAAUGAGUAGGUGUUCUAAAACAUUUGACCGGUAGUGUAUACGUGUAGCUCUAUUAGUCAUUCAUAUUUUGACCUUCAGACACACGUACGUUAAUACGUUGUGUAUAUAUACAGUUGAAGUCGGAAGUUUACAUACACCUUAGCCUUGUAUACUCAGUGUAUCUACUCAAACAUAAAAAUGUUCUUAUAAACACAAAAUAUGAAUGACUAAUAGAGCUUUUCGUAUUUAUUCAAGGUAUUAACGUAGAGUUGAAGUCGGAAGUUUACAUACACCUUAGCCAAAUACAUUUAAACUCAGUUUUUCACAAUUCCUGACAUUUAAUCCUAGUAAAAAUUCCCUGUUUUAGGUCAGUUAGGAUCACCACUUUAUUUUAAGAAUGUGAAAUGUCAGAAUAAUGGUAGAGAGAAUGAUUUAUUUCAGCUUUUAUUUGUUUCAUCACAUUCCCAGUGGAUCAGAAGUUUACGUACACUCAAUUAGUAUUUGGUAGCAUUGCCUUUAAAUUGGAGGUGUACCUGUGGAUGUAUUUCAAGGCCUACCUUCAAACUCAGUGCCUCUUUGCUUGACAUCAUGGGAAAAUCAAAAGAAAUCAGCAAAGACCUCAGAAUAAAAAAAUUGUAGACCUCCACAAGUCUGGUUUAUCCUUUGGAGCAAUUUCCAAAAGCCUGAAGGUACCACGUUCAUCUGUACAAACAAUAGUACGCAAGUAUAAACACCAUGGGACCACGCAGCCGUCGUACCUCUCAGGAAGGAGACGCGUUCUGUCUCCUAGAGAUGAACGUACUUUGGUGCGAAAAGUGUAAAUCAAUCCCAGAACAACAGCAAAGGACCUUUUGAAGAUGCUGGAGGAAACGGAUACAAAAUUAGCUAUAUCCACAGUAAAACAAGUCCUAUAUCGACAUAACCUGAAAAGCCGCUCAACAAGGAAGAAGCCACUGCUCCAAAACCGCCAUAAAAAAGCCAGACUACGGUUUGCAACUGCACAUGGGGACAAAGAUCUAACUUUUUGGAGAAAUGUCCUCUGGUCUGAUGAAACAGAAAUAGAACUGUUUGGCCAUAUUGACCAUCGUUAUGUUUGGAGGAAAAAGGGGGUGGCUUGCAAGCCGAAGAACACCAUCCCAACCGUGAAGCACGGGGGUGGCAGCAUCAUGCUGUGGGGGUGCUUUGCUGCAGGAGGGACUGGUGCACUUCACAAAAUAGAUGGCAUCAUGAGGAAGGAAAAUUAUGUGGAUAUAUUGAAGCAACAUCUCAAGACAUCAGUCAGGAAGUUAAAGCUUGGUUGAAAAUGGGUCUUCCAAAUGGACAAUGACCCCAAGUAUACUUCCAGAGUUGUGGCAAAAUGGCUUAAGGACAACAACGUCAAGGUAUUGGAGUGGCCAUCACAAAGCCCUGACCUCAAUCCUAUAGAAAAUUUUAGGGCAGAACUGAAAAAGCAUGUGCGAGCAAGGAGGCCUACAAACCUGACUCAGUUACACCAGCUCUGUCAGGAGGAAUGGGCCAAAAUUCACCCAACUUAUUGUGGGAAGCUUGUUGAAGGCUACCCGAAACGCUUGACCCAAGUUAAGCAAUUUAAAGGCAAUGCUACCAAAUACUAAUUGAGUGUAUGUAAACUUCUGACCCACUGGGAAUGUGAUGAAAGAAAUAAAAGCUGAAAUAAAUCAUUCUCUCUACCAUUAUUCUGACAUUUCACAUUCUUAAAAUAAAGUGGUGAUCCUAACUGACCUAAAACAGGGAAUUUUUACUAGGAUUAAAUGUCAGGAAUUGUGAAAAACUGAGUUUAAAUGUAUUUGGCUAAGGUGUAUGUAAACUUCCGACUUCAACUCUACGUUAAUACCUUGAAUAUAUACGUGUAGCUCUAUUAGUCAUUCCUAUUUUGACCUUCAGACACACGUAUGUUAAUACCUUGAAUAAAUACGAAAAGCUCUAUUAGUCAUUCAUAUUUUGUGUUUAUAAGAACUCACUUGUCAUGUUUGAGUAGAUACACUGAGUAUACAAGGCAUCAGGAACAAAUCAAAUUUUAUUGGCCACAUGCGCCGGAUACAACAGGUGCAGACAUUACAGUGAAAUGCUUACUUAAAGCCCUUAACCAACAGUGCAUUUAUUUUUUAAUAAAAAAGUAAAAUAAAACAACAACAAAAAAGUGUUGAGAAAAAAAGAGCAGAAGUAAAAUAAAAUAACAGUAGGGAGGCUAUAUAUACAGGGGGGUACCGGUGCAGAGUCAAUGUGCGGGGGCACCGGCUAGUUGAGGUAGUUUAAGUAAUAUGUACAUGUGGGUAGAGUUAAAGUGACUAUGCAUAAAUAAUUAACAGCAAUUAGCAGCAGCGUAAAAAGAUGGGGUGGGGGGGCAGUGCAAAUAGUCCGGGUAGCCAUGAUUAGCUGUUCAGGAGUCUUAUGGCUUGGGGGUAGAAGCUGUUGAGAAGUCUUUUGGACCUAGACUUGGCACUCCGGUACCGCUUGCCGUGCGGUAGCAGAGAGGACAGUCUAUGACUAGGGUGGCUGGAGUCUUUGACAAUUUUGAGGGCCUUCCUCUGACACCGCCUUGUAUAGAGGUCCUGGAUGGCAGGAAGCUUGGCCCCAGUGAUGUACUGGGCCGUACGCACUACCCUCUGUAGUGCCUUGAGGUCGGAGGCCAAGCAGUUGCCAUACCAGGAGGUGAUACAACCAGUCAGGAUGCUCUCGAUGGUGCAGCUGUAGAAUUUUUUGAGGAUCUGAGGACCCAUGCCGAAUCUUUUCAGUCUCCUGAGGGGGAAUAGGCUUUGUCGUGCCCUCUUCACGACUGCCUUGGUGUGUUUGGACCAUGAUAGUUCGUUGGUGAUGCGGACACCAAGGAACUUGAAGCUCUCAACCUGUUCCACUACAGCCUCGUCGAUGAGAAUGGGGGCGUGCUCAGUCCUCUUUUUUUUCCUGUAGUCCACAAUCAUCUCCUUUGUCUUGGUCACGUUGAGGGAGAGGUUGUUAUCCUGGCACCACAUGGCCAGGUCUCUGACCUCCUCCCUAUAGGCUGUCUCAUCGUUGUCGGUGAUCAGGCCUACCACUGUUGUGUCGUCGGCAAACUUAAUGAUGGUGUUGGAGUCGUGCCUGGCCAUGCAGUCAUGGGUGAACAGGGAGUACAGGAGGGGACUGAGCACGCACCCCUGAGGACCCCCAGUGUUGAGGAUCAGUGUGGCAGAUGUGUUGUUACCUACCCUUACCACCUGGGGGCGGCCCGUCAGGAAGUCCAGGAUCCAGUUGCAGAGGGAGGUGUUUAGUCCCAGAAUCCUUAGCUUAGUGAUGAGCUUUGAGGGCACUAUGGUGUUGAAUGCUGAGCUGUAGUCUAUGAAUAGCAUUCUCACGUAGGUGUUCCUCUUGUCCAGGUGGGAAAGGGCAGUGUGGAGUGCAAUAGAGAUUGCAUCAUCUGUGGAUCUGUUGGGGCGGUAUGCAAAUUGGAGUCGGUCUAGGGUUUCUGGGAUAAUGGUGUUGAUGUGAGCCAUGACCAGCCUUUCAAAGCACUUCAUGGCUACAGACGUCAGUGCUACGGGUCGGUAGUCAUUUAGGCAGGUUAUCUUAGUGUCCUUGGGCACGGGGACUUUGGUGGUCUGCUUGAAACAUGUUGGUAUUACAGACUCAGUCAGGGACAUGUUGAAAAUGUCAGUGAAGACACUUGCCAGUUGGUCAGCACAUGCUCGGAGUACACGUCCUGGUAAUCCGUCUGGCCCUGCGGCCUUGUGAAUGUUGACCUGCUUAAAAGUCUUACUCACAUCGGCUACGGAGAGCGUGAUCACAUAGUCAUCCGGAACAGCUGGUGCUCUCAUGCAUGCUUCAGUGUUGCUUGCCUCGAAGCGAGCAUAGAAGUGGUUUAGCUCGUCUGGUAGGCUUUUGUCACUGGGAAGCUUGCGGCUGUGCUUCCCUUUGUAGUCUGUAAUAGUUUUCAAGCCCUGCCACAUCCGACGAGCGUCAGAGCCGGUGUAGUACGAUUCAAUCUUAGUCCUGUAUUGACUCUUUGCCUGUUUGAUGGUUCGUCGGAGGGCAUAGCGGGAUUUCUUAUAAGCGUCCGGGUUAGAGUCCCGCUCCUUGAAAGCGGCAGCUCUACCCUUUAGCUCAGUGCGGAUGUUUCCUGUAAUCCAUGGCUUCUGGUUGGGGUAUGGACGUACGGUCACUGUGGGGACGACAUCAUCGAUGCACUUAUUGAUGAAGCCAGUGACUGAUGUGGUGUACUCCUCAAUGCUAUCUGAAGAAUCCCGGAAUAUGUUCCAGUCUGUGCUAGCAAAACAGUCCUGUAGCUUAGCAUCUGCGUCAUCUGACCACUUUUUUAUUAACCGAGUCACUGGUGCUUCCUGCUUUAGUUUUUGCUUAUAAGCAGGAAUCAGGAGGAUCGAGUUAUGGUCAGAUUUGCCAAAUGGAGGGCGAGGGAGAGCUUUGUAUGCGUCUCUGUGUGUGGAGUAAAGGUGGUCUAGAGUUUUUUUUCCUCUGGUUACACAUUUAACAUGCUGGUAGAAAUUAGGUAGAAUGGAUUUAAGUUUCCCUGCAUUAAUGUCCCCGGCCACUAGGAGCGCUGCCUCUGGAUGAGCGUUUUCCUGUUGAUUUAUGGCCUUAUACAGCUCAUUCAGUGCAAUCUUAAUGCCAGCAUUGGUUUGUGGUGGUAAAUAGACAGCUAUGAAAAAUAUAGAUGAAAACUCUCUUGGUAAAUAGUGUGGUCUACAGCUUAUCAUAAGAUACUCUACCUCAGGCGAGCAAAACCUCAAGACUUCCUUAGUAUUUGAUUUUGUGCACCAGCUGUUGUUUACAAAUAUACACAGACCGCCACCCCUUGUCUUACCGGAGUCAGCCGUUCUAUCCUGCCGAUGUAGCGUAUAGCCCGCUAGCUGUAUGUUAUCCAUAUCGUCGUUCAGCCACGACUCGGUGAAACAUAAGAUAUUAGUUUUUAAUGUCCCGUUGGUAGGAUAACCGUAAUCUUAGGUCAUCCAAUUUAUUUUCCAACACCUGCUCUUUCCAUGACAUAGACUGACCAGGUGAAUCCAGGUGAAAGCUAUGAUCCCUUAUUGAUGUCACUUGUUAAAUCCACUUCAAUCAGUGUAGAUUAAGGGGAGGAGACGGGUUAAAGAAAGAUUUUUAAGCCAGUUGAGACAUGGGUUGUGUAUUUGUGCCAUUCAGAGGGUGAAUGAGCAAUACAAAAUAUUGAAGUGCCUUUGAACGGGGUAUGGUAGUAGGUACCAGGCGCACCAGUUUGUGAUAACUGCAAUGCUGCUGGGUUUUUCACGCUCAACAGUUUCCUGUGUGUAUCAAGAAUGGUCCACCACCCAAAGGACAUCCAGCCAAGUUGACACAACAGUGGGAAGCAUUGGAGUCAACAUUGGCCAGCAUCCCUGUGGAAUGCUUUUGACACCAUGUAGAGUCCAUGCCCCUACGAAUUGAGGCUGUUCUGAGGGCAAAAGGGGGUGCAACUCAAUAUUACGAAGGUGUUCCUAAUGUUUUAUACACUCAGUGUAUAUCGGUACAUUAAUAAACUGUAGUACUUAUCUAUGUGGAGUUGAACGUGUAAUUGAAUGAGUAAAAGUUUCAACAGUAACUUUCUAACAGAUUAUCCAAGUACCCCAAGGGAGGUAUAAAGUCCUUCCUCCAGAGAGAACCAAGACUGGACCCUAUCCAGUGGCCCUCAUCCCUGGGCAGUUCCAGGACUAUUACAAAAGGUAUGGUUCACUAAUCAAAAAACUAGUCUUCAUGAAUGCAGGUCCUGACCUCUAAAGAUAUUUGAAUAGCUGAUAAAUUGACGUUCCUGUGUUUGAUACAGGUACUCUCCCAAUGAGCUGCGCUACUUGCCCCUGAACACAGCCCUGUUCGAGCCCCCCCUGGACCCGGAGCUGCCUGCCCUGGACAGCGAUGGGGACUCGGACGAUGCAGAUGACAACAAGGGAGAAGAGGGCAAGAAAAAUUCAGUAAGAAACUGGAUCCUGGAACUGGUUUUACACAGCUAGAGAUGCGAAGACAUAUUGUAUUGUAUUACCAGUAAAUGCCUAGAGCUGCUCUGUAAGUUGACUUCAAUGUAAACUCCUUUGCAGCUUGCUUGAAUAGUAAGAACUGAAUUGUGUCUACAGGACAGCUCAUCUGGAAACACCUCAGAUGGGGACAGUCAGGACAGUGGAGUGCAGUCAAAGGGCAAGGCCAAGGACAGGACUGCCACCCCGGCUAAAGAUGCCACCCCACGCCUCAACCAACACAAAUCUGUCCCUGGGUACAAGGUAGAAGAAAAAAGCCCCUGACUUUCUCUUCCCUUUACCCUUCUAGCUUCUUCAGCACUUUCAGUAGAGAACCUCCUUUGUCCCCACCCUAACACACACACACUCCACCAGGUGGCAAUAGUUAUUUAUUGGGGCAACACUCAAGUCUGUGGACUUGUUCUGCCUUCCCUCUUUCACUUGGUCCAGUUUGUUACUGAUGGUUCCAUAUCAACCGUAUGGUUAAAAUGCUGAUGGUUCCGUAUGGUUAAAACUAAUUAUUUAUAUACAGUAUAUACACUAGAUGACUGACGGGGUUCUGUUUUGAAGCCACCACGACUCCAUCUUGACACUCCCCCACCAUUGUAAAAAAAAAAAAAAAAAGCUAUAAAAAUGCAUUUAUUAAUGUCUACAUUUGUUUUUGCCACAUUUAUUCUAUUACAGAAACAUUUAAUGCAUACUUUUAAAUUACAUUAUGUGAACUGAACAUAAAAAGUAAAGCUAAAAUCCUUAAUUGAAACAAUAACAAAGCGUACACCCCGCCUCUGUUUUGGUAAAAAGCUGACGAAUGGGCCUGGAGAAAUGUAACCACUCUCAGAUGAAUAGACAGAGCUAUGGAUGCAAGGACUGACCAUCCAUGAUACCAACAUUAUAGAUUGAACCAUGUUUUGAGGUAUACAGUGUUUGUUUCCAUUUACAUUGUUUACAAACAUUGGAGUAAAACAAGCUUCUAUUUUGGGUUCUGAUGGGGAGGACAGUUAAACUAAGCUCACGAGGCAUUUAGAAGUUAUAUUCUUCAAGAAUCAAUGGGUAUACAGUACUAGUCAAAAGUUUGGACACACCUACUCAUUCCAGGGUUUUUCUUUAUUUUUUACUAUUUUCUAGAUUGUAGAAUAAUAGUGAAAAUAUCAAAACUAUGAAAUAACACAUAUGGAAUCAUGUAGUAACCAAAAAAGUGUUAAACAAAUCAAAAUAUAUUUUAUAUUUGAGAUCGUUCAAAGUAGCCACCCUUUGCCUUGAUGACAGCUGUGCACACUCUUGGCACUCUCUCAACCAGCAUCAUGAGGUAGUCACCUGGAAUACAUUUCAAUUAACAGGUGUGCCUUGUUAAAAGUUAGUUUGUGGAAUUUCUUUCCUCCUUAAUGCGUUUGAGCCAAUCACUUGUGUUGUGACAAGGUAGGGGGUAUACAGAAGAUAGCCCUAUUUGGUAAAAGACCAAGUCCAUAUUAUGGCAAGAACAGUUCAAAUAAGCAAAGAGAAACGACAGUCCAUCAUUACUUUAAGACAUGAAGGUCAGUCAUUCCGGAAAAUUUCAAGAACUUUGAAAGUUUCUUUAGUGCAUUUGCAAAAACCAUCAGCGCUAUGAUAAAACUGGCUCUCAUGAGGACCGCCACAGGAAAGGAAGACCCAGAGUUACCUCUGCUGCAGAGGAUUAGUUAAUUAGAGUUAACUGCACUUCAGAUUGCAGCCCAAAUAAAUGCUUCACAGUGUUCAAGUAACAGACAUAUCUCAACAUCAACUGUUCAGAGGAGACUGCGUGAAUCAGGCCUUCAUGGUCAAAUUGCUGCAAAGAAACCACUACUAAAGGACACCAAUAAGAAGAAGAGACUUGCUUGUGCCAAGAAACACGAGCAAUGGACAUUAGACCGGUGGACAUCUGUCCUUUGGUCUGAUGAGUCCAAAUUUGAGAUUUUUGGUUCCAACCGCUGUGUCUUUGUGAGACGCAGAGUAGGUGAACGGAUGAUCUCUGCAUGUGUGGUUCCCACCGUGAAGCAUGGAGGAGGAGGUGUGAUGGUGUGGGGGUGCUUUGCUGGUGACACUGAUGGUGAUUUAUUUAGAAUUCAAGGACACUUAACCAGCGUGGCUACCACAGCAUUCUGCAGCGAUACGCCAUCCCAUCUGGUUUGCGCUUAGUGGGACUGUCGUUUGUUUUUCAGCAGAACAAUGACCCAACACACCUCCAGGCUGUGUAAGGGCUAUUUGACCAAGAAGGAGAGUGAUGGAGUGCUGCAUCAGAUGACCUGGCCUCCACAAUCACCCGACCUCAACUCAAUUGAGAUGGUUUGGGAUAGGUUGGACCGCAGAGUGAAGGAAAAGCAGCCAACAAGUGCUCAGCAUAUGUGGGAACUCCUUCAAGACUGUUGGAAAAGUGGCGCAGUUGUCUAAGGCACUGCAUCGCAGUGCUAGCUGUGCCACUAGAGAUCCUGGUUCGAGUCCAGGCUCUGUCGCAGCCGGCCGCGACCGGGAGACCCAUGGGCGGCGCACAAUUGGUCCAGCGUCGUCAAAGAUAGGGGAGGGUUUGGCCGGCAGGGAUGUGGGUUCGUUUCCCACGGGGGGCCAGUAUAAAAAAAUAAAAAUAACAUGCAUUCACUGACUGUAAGUCGCUCUGGAUAAGAGCAUCUGCUAAAUGACUAAAAUGUAAAUGUAAAGGAUUCCAGGUGAAGCUGGUUGAGAGAAUGCCAAGAGUGUGCAAAGCUGUCAUCAAGGCAAAGGGUGGCUACUUUGAAGAAUCUAAAAUCUAAAAUAUAUUUAGAUUUGUUUAACACUUUUUUUGGUUACUACAUGAUUCCAUAUGUGUUAUUUCAUAGUGUUGAUGUCUUCACUAUUAUUCUACAAUGUAGAAAAUAGUAAAAAUAAAGAAAAACCCUUGAAUGAGUAGGUGUGUCCAAACUUUUGACUGGUACUGUAUAUCAUUAAUUUAAAUCCCAAAGUUGAUGUAGCAGCUAAGGAUUCAAGCUUUAAAGUAUUAUUUUGAGAAAGUACCAAUGUUACUGUCCCCACUACAACAAUAACAAAUAUUUAAAUACAUGUAAUUUUGUCCUUGAAACAUUUAAUUGAAAUACUGUAUAAUUCCGUUCAUUCCUAUGCUUCUUCUGGGCAGUGCCAAUAUGGCCGACCGGUGACUUCAAAGCGUCUCAUUGGCCAAUACAUAGCAUCAGCAAUCCAGGGUUUAUAUACAUCAUUGGUUAAAACACUAAUGGUUCCAUAUCAGACUUUAUGAGCAAUAACAUUUUGGAGUAGUUCUGUCACAUCUGGGAUUUUGUCUUCACAGCACUUUUAAUUGGUCCUAAAGACUUGUACAUUUUUCACCGUAUUCUUUGAAUGUCUUAAUAUACCUCUUUUCUGUGUACUUGGCAACAGACUAAUUAAAGGGAUAGUUCACCCAAAUUACAAAAUGACAUUGGUUUCCUUACCUUGUAAGCAGUCUAUGGACAAGGUAUGACAGCGAUCCAUGCGUUGGUUUAGUUUCCAUGGCACUGUUUCCAAAUUCUAAUGUUUUAGCAUUUGUGGCACAAAUCCAUUUCAAUUCAUGGGACCGAUUAUUAGCUUUUUCGUGCAUCAUGUUCAAAUAAUUUAUAAGUGACUUUGUUUUUACAAUACAUUUUCAAUACUUUCGGAUGAUUUGGACGUGAUGUGUGAAAAAUGCUAAUAUCGGUCCCAUGACUUAAAGCGGUUUUGUGCCACAAAUGCUAAAACGUUAGCAUUUGGAAACGGUGCCAUGGAAACUAAACCAAACCAUGGAUUGUUGUCAUACCUUGUCCAUAGACUGCUUACAGGGUAAGGAAACCAACAUGUAAUUUGGAUGAACUAUCCCUUUAAGACAAGUGAUCAGAAAUAUUUGGCUGCUAGAUUAAUUGUUUUGAAACAUCAUACAGUAUUUCUUGUUAUGAAACAGACUUUAUAAGAUGCAUACAUUUUAUUUAGUAGUAGCACUUAAACUACGGUAAUACUUGAGUGUUUGAACGUUUUAUAAUUCAACUUAUGUUUCAGUACUUUUAAUGCAGUAUUCUUGUGCUGUAAAUCUAUAACGGUUGUUUUGAUAUAACCUUACAUACUGUUCUUUGUUUUUUUAUGAGACUGGAGAACACAAUGUCAGUGUGCCAGAGGCCUGUUAAUACAUGUUCUAUAUGUUGGCUUUUUUGCUUUCGAUUGCCUCUGAAAGUUGUUGUGUUAAGUUAAAAUUAUUUGAUAAGAGUAUGGCAUUUCUGGGAUCAACAUGAUCUACCUUCUGGCAAUUUACGCUCAUCUGUCUUACUGCAAGGGCAACAUGGGAGAUGAUUAAAAGUUUGUUUGCCAAAAAUGACAGCAAGAGCAGUAAGCACAAAUAUAUCUUGUCAUGGCAUGACUGUGUUAUUACUACACCACAUCCUACAUCAGGAUUUGAUCAUUGGUCAUUGAUUGAUGUGGAGAGCUCAUAACUUUCCACAGGGAUUGAUUUGUCUGUUACCUUUCCAAUCAGCAUGUUUCCCUGUUACCUUUCCAAUUAGCAGGUUUCCAAAGGGAAUUUGAACAAUUUAUUUUGAGUGCCCCAAACCAAACUUUUAAAUGUUUAAAAACGUUUCUCUACUUACCUUCCAUUUAUUGUUAGUAUGUAAUGAAUGUAAUUAGACUAAAUAUCUUAGAUGUGUUUGGAAUUUAACACAAACUUUACAAUAUCAGAGCUCAUUGAAUUUAAGGCUAAAGUCGAUACAGUACUUGCAGAAUAAUUACCCAGCCAUAGAUAACAUGGCCUUAAAGUUGACUUUAUUAUCAUUUUAAUACAAGUUAGAGUUCAGGAGCUGUACAAUAAAUUGAUCAUUUUCAUACUGGUAAUGGUAUGAAUAUCCUGUGUUGGCACUACACUGCAGGGGUAGCCUUCUGAAGCCUAACAGAAAAUAUGUAGCCUUUUCUUCUUAUUUUGCACCAGUCAGAUGAAACAUUUCAAGAUGGCAACACCAAACAUUUGACAUUUUGAAAAUGUAUUAUAUAUCCAUGAACACAUAGAAACCUACUUCAUACUCAUGGGCUGUGUCCUCCCAACUGAUUGCACACUUGUCAUUCCCAAUAUUUGUGCAGACUGUCCACCUAAGUAGGUACAGUUUAUGUUCAAUUUGUUCCCGACUUGUACCCUUCCCUCUUAGAAUGUCCAUUUGUCUUACAUGUUUGAUGUGAGUGUAAUGACAAAGGUGUCCCUCUGAGUGUCAUACCUUCCUUUUGGAUAAAUAUUUUGUUCUCCUAGUUUAGCUGGCAACCUUUUUCUGUGGAGACAUCUUGUAUUCAAUUAGCUGUCCUUUUAUUAAUUGAACUGUGUGUCUCUAACCUCCGGUUCGCCCUCCCACAUGUUUCGUCAUUUGUUUGUUUUAGAAAGGCUUUUACUGCUCUUAUCUAAUCCAAUACUUUUUAUGUAGGAAAAGCUUUGAUAUGUCAGUCUUUAGACACAGUUAACCAUUGAAAUAAAGAUUUCAAACAAAUAGACUGUUCAGAGAUGUUUUGAUUCUAUUAGCAGCACAGAGACUGAGGUCCUGUAAUGAAAUACCUGCAGGGAAAUAGUUUUCCUCCUGUCAGAAAUCACUUUGGCUAACUAACGUUUUAUAUGGAAACACCUCGGUGUCUACAGGAGGGACAUUCAAGUGUUUAACCUGUUAUGAGCAGCUGUGGGGGACACCGUGGCACAUCCAAAUGGAUCUUAAAUCAGCUUGACCUCUUGGUGUUUGCCUUUGGAGAUUUUGAGAUCCAAGUAUCAUAGUCUCCCAGUCCCCAUGAGACAAAAGGCUUUUCCUAGUCAUUCUUGUUUGGUGUUGUGAAGUAAGAAGCACCUAACAAGAUUGGAUCUAUUGCGAGUUAAAUAAAUUAAUAUAUACCUCAUAUCAGGCCUUUUAGGAUUUAACACGUUGUACAGUAUAAUGUGUGUUACCCAGAAGCCCUGUGUCACAUGGUGCAUUAGGCCUUGUUGCUAAAUAUGAUAGAAUUGUUCUGUCCUUGCAGCCUAAGGUCAUACCCAAUGCUAUAUGUGGAAUUUGCCAGAAGGGUAAGGAGUCCAACAAGAAAGGAAAGCCAGAAGCUCUCAUUCACUGCUCACAGUGCAAGAACAGUGGUAAGUAGAACUUCUGUUUUGUUUUUUAAUUAAAACUGACGAAUUGCACAGGCUUGUUCAUAAUGACCAUUAAGCCUCUAAAAUAUGAGCAACAGAACUUAAUCUGAUUUGUCGGGAUCACAAAUUGGAAUUAUACAGUGUGUUUUGGAGUAGUGCUAUGGUGCGAUCAUUGUGUGUGUCCCAGGUCACCCAUCGUGCCUGGACAUGAGUGAGGAGCUGGUGGGUCUGAUUAAGACCUACCCGUGGCAGUGCAUGGUGUGUAAGACGUGCACGGUGUGUAAGCAUCCCCACCACGAGGAGGAGAUGAUGUUCUGUGACAAGUGUGACCGGGGCUUCCACACCUUCUGCGUGGGCCUGGACUCCAUCCCUCUAGGUGAGCUCUCUCUGGGUCUGUUCAAAUACUUUAAGAAUGCAUCCUUCCUCCUUUCCUUGGUGAAAGCUUUAUGAUAAAUUCGUUGCUUGCGCCUAUCAAUAUAUGUUAGAUCAGUGAUUAGGAAGGAAGGGAGGGUAUGUAAAAAUAAAAUAUAUAUAUACAAAUCUCUGUCUUGCUGUUGCACUCUGUCUCUCUCUUUCUCUCUCAUUGUAUCUUAUCUUAUUAUUCUUUUAUGGACUUUUGGGGUGAUUGAAUUUCUGGUUUUAUGUGAAAACAACAUUAAUUUGCGUAGCCAACUGAGCUUGGUGAAUAAUGCUAAAUUAGAAACCUGUUUUUAGAGUCUUCCAAGACUGACAUUUUAAGAUUUUUUUGUGCUGUCAAGAAUGGUUGUGUGUUACCUCAACUUGCUAUAAUUAGCGUUGCUGCAAAUUAAACAUCGGAAAGUUCAUGUUUGGAAUGUGGUCGAAGUGCUUUAAAAGUGUUGAAAUCAAAUGUUGGAAAGAGACGGUUUUGUCUAGAUGCCUUUUAGUCUGAAAGAUCCCACAAUGCAUUCUGUUUUCUAGCCUUUGGUUUGAUGUGGAUCAACUGAAAUAUGUAACAUAAUUGUUUUGUGUUUUUAUCCUCAGGUUGCUGGGUUUGUGAGUGUUGCAACAAGGAGUUCACAACCCCCAAGAACAAAGGAGGAACAAAAAGAAAAACUAUGUCUAAAUCUGCACAUAAAUAGAAUGUGAUUACAGGCUGAUCAAAUCAACUAGCUAACCCUUUUGAUACUUUUUGUACUUUAGAUUGUGUUAAGAUUAAGUUUGUAAUCCUGUAUAUAUAGAUUUGCUUUGUCUUAAUUAUAUUUGAAAUGUCAUUGCCACUGACGUUAUAUAAUUUUUGCCAGUAAAUGUUUUUUUAAUGAUAUAACACAUGACUGUCCUGAAGUUUCAUUAAAACACAGAUGAUGUCCCAAAAAUGCCCUUCCUACCAUUGUGCAC
This is a messenger RNA of Coregonus sp. 'balchen', 24376 nucleotides long. The record is from the annotation of a GenBank genome assembly. Lineage: Eukaryota; Metazoa; Chordata; Actinopteri; Salmoniformes; Salmonidae.